Messenger RNA from Pangasianodon hypophthalmus (striped catfish), 1096 nucleotides. It is a transcript of the gene jagn1a, whose product is annotated as jagunal homolog 1a. Gene Ontology annotation, cellular component: endoplasmic reticulum membrane. Gene Ontology annotation, biological process: granulocyte colony-stimulating factor signaling pathway; endoplasmic reticulum organization; vesicle-mediated transport. Lineage: Eukaryota; Metazoa; Chordata; Actinopteri; Siluriformes; Pangasiidae. The record is from RefSeq and is a predicted model, not a curated record. The transcript is spliced from 3 exons. Bases 158 to 709 code for a protein of 183 amino acids.
GAAUCUCGUACUGCGCAUGCGCAGGUCAGUACGCCGUCACAGACUGAAAAGCUAUUGUCUAGCGUCUCAUCGGCUUUCGUCGGAUUUUAUUUUCUGUUUUUAAAUAAAACCUCUUUCGCGUCUGCGCUAGUAUUUCAGCCACCUGACAGGGUUAGCCAUGACAUCACGUGCAGGCCCAAGAGCUGCCGGGACUGAUGGGAGUGACUUCAAGCACAGAGAGAAAGUGGCUCCUCAUUAUCAGAUGAGUGCUUCAUUAAAGUCUGAGAUCAAGAAGCUGACCAUUGUGCAUCUCCUAAUAUGGUUACUAAUAGCCUCCCAGGUGACAAUCACCCACUUCAAGCUGUUUUCCCAUGACGUGGUGGCCAUGCCCUAUCAGUGGGAGUACCCAUACCUCCUCAGCCUGCUGCCCUCGCUGCUGUCCGGCAUGGCCAUGCCCAAGAACAACAUCAGCUACCUGGUGAUAUCCAUGAUCAGUGCUGGCCUAUUUUCUGUGGCUCCGCUAAUAUUCGGUGCCAUGGAGAUGUUCCCGGUGGCGCAGCAGCUGUACCGACACGGCAAGGCUUACCGAUUUAUCUUUGGCUUCUCUGCAGUGUCAGUGAUGUACCUGCUAAUGGUGAUCGCCAUUCAGGUGCAUGCAGGGCAAAUUUACUACAGCAAGAAGCUACUGGAUGCCUGGUUUGACUCCACACAAGAGAAAAAGAAAAAAUAAAGAGACAGUUGAUGAAGAACUGGUUACAAGUCAUGCUGUUGUACAUUACUCACAGUUUUGACAUGCAUGGGAUUAUCACAAAGGAAUAAAUGCACAUCUAAGAUCAAAUGGACAUACAUACCACUGGGCUCUGAUUAUUUAUAGUUUAUCAUUUAUGCCGUGGCCACCAUAACAAUAUAUUUAGACAGAUUCGCAUCUGACAGGACAUUACAAAUGAUGCUUCUAUUGAGUGAAGCAGCUCUGACAGUCAGCUGAGGUGUGUACAGUAAUUUAUGUGUAGGCAUACAUUGUUCUAUUAUACCAAUUAACUGCUUUUUAAUUCACUGGUCUUUUAAUGCUCUCAUAUUAAAAAUGUUUAAAAUAGUCAUUAAAUUGUUUUUCAAACUA